GUCGUGGAAAUAACAAUGAAACUUUACCGAAUGUGCCCAGGAAGCUGUCGCACAUUUUCGGACGCGUCCUGCUGUUUGGGGAGCGUCAGUGUUUUGUGAAGAAAAAAAAAUCAACGCACUCUUUGAUUGGCGUGUAUGCGUGUGGCUGUGUGCUUUUCGAUAGCCAAUUAGCCGGAAGCGAACCAAUUUUGGCGAGACAGUGAGAGAGAGAGAGAGAGAGAUAGUGCGGGCAAAAGACAGAUAGAGGGAGAGCGAGACACUAAGUGGAGGGUCCUGCGAGUCGUUUGUGUAGUCCGAUUUUCUAGGUCAUCGUUACGCUUAUUGGCGUGUGGUUUGUUCGCCAAACUUUGCAGAUAAAACCUGUGCCCAUCCCGGGUUCCAAAGGGACCAAGAAACGCCGGCAGCGAUUGAAACGGCCACGUGGAAGAUCCUGCUGUUCUGGACACGUUCGGUCACCGAAUGGACACAAUGUCCCCGGAAAGGACACUUUCACCUGACGAGGACGAAAGCAGCAGCGACGCCGGAAGUAGUGACCACUUGAUCGAGGACGAAACGGCUCUGGGAGAGCAGCUCGGAGCAGGGUCAGCAGCAGGAGCCGGCAGUAGUAGUAAUAGCAGCAGUAACAGCACCAACAACGGAGUCAGCGGCGGCGCUGAAACAAUCAUCGGUGGUCACGUCACGGUGGAAACAUCCUCACCGAUCGGCAGUCCGGCCCCGGAACUAGAGUUAGGGCCCGGCCCGGCCCAACCGCUUCCGACCGGCGGCAAACCGUACGGCUCCAGCAUGGUGCUAUCGACGAUACCGUUGGACGCCGUGACCAGCAGCCAACUGAUUCUGCAGCCCCACACGGGCAGCAACAUUUUCCACCCGUCACCCCAACAGCUGCAGCAGCAGCAACCUCCGCAAACGCUCAACAACAACAACACGAGCUUUAAAAAUCACAACAACAGCAGCAACGGCAGCGGCGGCGUCGGGGGCAAAAAUAUCCUCAUCAACACCGGCGGCAACGGCCAUCAUCAUCCGCAGCUCGUUCCGCAUCCGCACACGACUAUGGCAACCAUGUCCGGCGGCGCCAUCCUAUCCUCCAGCAUAGUGCCAUCUCCGGCCUCGCCGGGCACCAGUGGUGGCGGGCUGGUGGUGUUAGAAAGGAGAGCCGGCGGCCCAACAAUGACGACGACCGGCGGCGCCCCACCGUCGAACGGCACCGCCAUUCCACCGCCCGGCUCGAAGCUGGUCCUACUGCACACCGGCGGUGGCCGGGAGGAUUAUAUAACGGAUGCGAUCGGUGGCGUCGGCAACAUUGUGCUGCUGGCGACCGAGCAGAUGGAUAUGGCGGAGCAUGACAUUAUCAACAACAAUGUCAUCAUCAGUGCGAGCGGUGUCGUCUCGAACGGUAGCAGCAGCACCACGCCGCGAACCACCAUCGCCACGGUCAGUUCGCACCAACUGCAUCCGACAUCGGCUGGCGGCACCACCACAGGAGUCCCGGCGACGGCUGCACACGGCGACGAGGAACUCACAUCACUGACCUGGCUGCAGGACGAGAAUCUGCUUAAAGGUAUCAAUCUCUCCAAAGUGCCAGUAUCUUCCCCGGACAGCCCGAGACAGGUCGCCGGCGUUACAACCGGUACCGUUGGUGGUGGUGUCGCCAGUGGGCGUCUCUCCCCGACCAGCGAUUUCAUUGAAGACUCGUCGAGCGUCUCGGAGGAUAACACGUCGUCGGCAAACUCGUCCUCCGAUCACGGCAACAGCACCGGAACAUACCACUCGGAAACGACCACCACUACUGCUGUGCUGGCAACGCCGGAGCAGCAGCAGCGCACCACCUCCCAGCACACAUUUCAGCUUGGAGCGGCCGGGCAUGCGAAAACUAUUACGGGCAUCAACGGUGAAACCAUCAUCGAGUAUCCGGUGAUCGCGGUGAACCAUCACCAUCCGGUUGGCGCCAGCAAUGGCCACGCACCGCAGCAGCAGCAGGUCGUUAUCGAUGGCAGCAAAACGAUGAAAAUGACGCUGGUGACAGCGACAUCGGGCAUCGAUGGUGCCACAUCGACAACCGUGCCAUUUGCCGUGUCUUCUUCCUCGAUGGUGGCUGGUGGCAGUGGUGCCAUCUCGUACGUGGUCAGCUCGCCGGCUAAUUCCACCAGUAGUGCCGUCCCGAUCGCUUCCUCCACGCCCGUCAGCAGUAGCGGCAACGGCAAUGGCAGCAGUAAAAGUAAUUCCAGCAGCACCAACGCUACGCCACAUCAGCACUUCCACAAGAAGUAUCUGCGCGAAGAGCUGGUCAAGCAACAGCAACAGGAGCAGCAGCAACAACAGCAACAGCAACAGGUUCAUCAGCCGAAGCACAGCAUGGGCGGAUCGAUAACGACGAUCGCGAACGGUGGUGUUUCCGGUGGCGGCACUGCCAAUGUCAACAGCGUUUUCCUGACGCCACUGAAACAGCAAAUUAACAGUGCACUGAAAUAUGAAGACGGCAUUGAGAGUGGCGAGGAUCGAUCGUACCAUCAUCUACCUCCGGCGGCGCCCAUGAAAAAUGGGAGCACCAGCUAUGGCGGUAGCAGCAGCACCAUGAGCUCACCGAAUGUGAGCGGCGAAGAGUACGGCGGAACGACGGUCACGACCGUAUACGGGGGGCUGAACCUGGUGAAGCAGUCGCCUGCGGCUUCACCUUCUCACAAUGGCAGUGCCAGCAAUGGCACGGUGGCGAUCAUGAUGAACGGUGCUAGCAACCAGCACCACCAGAUUCAGCAUCUCCAUCCCACUCAGCAUCACCAUCAUCAGCAGCAGCAUCAUCUCCAGCAUCAUCUCCAGCAUCAACCACAGCUACAGCACGCAUCACCGUCCGUUGCCGUUCAGCCGUCCUCGUCGUCCUCUGUCCUGUCGAUGCCAUCGUCUCCGCAGGGCGGCGCUAGCACCAAUUCCGCGGUCAGUCCCUCGAAGCUUCCGCCGCCGAAAGCGAAGCAUCCGACCAACGUGCCAUACGAUCCGCUGGUCCACGUCAACAACAAGCCUCCGUUCAGCUUCAGUUCGCUCAUCUUUAUGGCCAUCGAGAAUUCGCAACAAAAGGCGCUACCGGUGAAGGAAAUUUACGCGUGGAUCGUGCAACACUUCCCGUACUUUAAGACGGCGCCGACCGGCUGGAAGAACAGCGUACGCCACAAUCUUUCGCUCAACAAGUGUUUCCAAAAGGUGGAAAAGGCAGCGAAUCUUGGCAAAGGUUCGCUGUGGAUGGUGGAGCCACAGUUCAGACCAAAUCUUAUCCAGGCCCUGUCACGCUCUCCGUUCCACGCCGGGUCCGGUAUCGAUAAGGCCACGUACAAAAGCAUGCAGCAGCAGCAGCGUUCGACCAACGCGAGCCCCACGGGCAACGGAGCGCAGUAUUCGAAGCAGGACAACUUUCCACAGCUCGCCAGCCGCUUAGCCCCGUCGGAUGCACAAAAUGGGCUUCUGCAUGACGAUCCGGAUGAUUUGAGCCGCUCGUCGACACCGAUCGACUACGAUGGCGGUGGUAGCGACCUGUCGGCCCCCGUUGGGUCACAGCACCACACGACCCACUACCCACAGCAUCACCACACGCAGCCACCACCACAGCAGCAGUCCGUGCAUCAUGGACAUGGCAUCCCACAGCAACAUUCAAUGGUGCGCGGUGGACUGCUGGUUACGGAGUCGCCGAAUGUGUCCGGUGACGGCUAUCACCUUUCGUCUGACGGUACGAUAUCGGAAGGCGGCAUCGUGCAGUGUGCGACGGGAUUGGUGUACGUCAACGGUUCCGGCGGAACUUCCGGUUUGCCCAAGGAGAUUGUCGGGCGCGAGUGGAGCGCAGACACGAUAGAGGACGUCAACGCGGCCACGGCAAUGCUUGCCCUCAAGCACGGACCUAAGAUAUUCAUCGAAAGCUCGUUUCGCAAUGGCAAUCCACCCGUGAUAACGACCUCACCGAGUGAGGACCACACGUACUCUGCUGGUGGGGCCAGCGGUGCUACCGGUUUGCCGGAACAGUCGACGGCGGCCCCCUCAACCAACGGUUCACCGUUGUUGGUCGGUAACGGGAGCAGCUGUUGCUCGUCGUCCGACGAGCGGUACGAGCACAGCCGACCCCACCAUCUGCGCCAUCCGCCGCUACUGUCUCACCUUCCACAGCAUCACGCGAGUCAACAUCACAGUGAUAACAUUAGCAACGGCACCUCUUCCGAUGCUGCCUACGAGAGCAGUGAGGAAAGCCAUCCGCAUCAUGCGUCCGCCGCCGCAGACAUGGAAGAACGGCGCCGCCAGGAGAGUGUGUACGCGCUGCUCAACCUAGCCCAGAUGACCUACUCUUCGUCGCCCUCCUCGUCGAUGUCGUCCUCCACGUCCACGCUCUCGUCGCCCGCCUCGUCCACUGGUUCGCUGAAGCGUUCCGCACCGAACGAUUCGUACACCUCGGGAGCCGGGAUCCACAAUAGCUACCACCAUCAACGGUCGCAGCUUGUUGCCUCACCGGAUGACCGGAUGCGAAUAGCUAACGCUGCUUCACCGCUUCAUCCCCAUAAUGGUCACGUCGUUGAGCUGACCGGCGCCGGAGGAGGACCAUCAGUGACCACGUACUACGGUGGUGUCCAACAUCUUCACGCUGUCAAUGGCAGCAGUGCCAACAAGGUGACAUCGGACGAUCUCAGCCAGCGCUACACGUCACCGCCGCCGGCCAAGAAGUCCAAAGCCCGAACCGCACUGAAGAAACUGAAGAAGAAAUCGUGGGCACGGUAAUGUCGCCCAGUGCUGGUAAGCGUGAAGUGGUCCGGUAAACGUAAAACCCUCCACCGUCUUCUCUGGUGAUGUAGAGAGAGCGAGGUAGAGAGAUAGAGAGAACUAUUUUGUGAAACCAAAAACAAAACCCUGCAAACAGUGCUGCUCCAAGGCAAAUAUCAUAAUGCAAUAUGACAUGGACAACC
Molecule: messenger RNA, 4931 nt
Organism: Anopheles bellator
Lineage: Eukaryota; Metazoa; Arthropoda; Insecta; Diptera; Culicidae
Exons: 13
Coding region: 460-4746 (1428 amino acids)
Biological process (GO): regulation of DNA-templated transcription
Cellular component (GO): nucleus
Molecular function (GO): cis-regulatory region sequence-specific DNA binding; DNA-binding transcription factor activity
Source: RefSeq, a predicted model, not a curated record